AUGAUGAUGAUGGAUAAUCAAUUAAAACCUCCUUCUGCGCUUCAUGAACCCUAUCCGUUAUACAUGCAGCCAGGUUUUUCAAUGCCUCCAACUUCCACAUCUUCUAUUCCGUCUGAAGACAUUGAUCCGGAAUCUCCUGGUUCUCCAGGAUCAAAAGAAAAGAAGAACGAGGACCGUGUUAAAAGGCCAAUGAAUGCAUUUAUGGUCUGGUCUCGCGGACAGAGGCGGAAAAUGGCUCAGGAGAACCCAAAAAUGCACAAUUCAGAAAUCUCAAAACGUCUUGGACAUGAAUGGAAGCAGCUUAAUGAAACUGAAAAGCGACCAUUUAUUGAUGAAGCGAAACGGCUACGAACAAUUCACAUGAAAGAACAUCCUGAUUACAAAUAUCGUCCUAGACGGAAGACAAAGAAUUUGCCCAAGAAGAAUGGACUCCCAAUGGGCACUUCAUUUUUGGAUCCGAUAAAGUCGCAAAAUUUAUAUCAGCCAAUGGCUACAACGUGGCAGCAGCCAGCUAUUACCUCUGUUUCUACGGCACCUUACGGCUUUGACUCGUAUAACCUGUACGAUAGAAGUGGUUAUGAAAAUAUGAUUGGUAUGCCAUAUUCUUUGAAUGGUACUGCUUCGCCUGGUCAAUAUGCUCAAUCUUCAGCAUCUCUGGCUGUCGCUGCCGCAGCACAGUACCAGCAGGUUGCAGCAGCUCAAGCUCAGCAACAGCAGCAGCAACAGCAGCAACAACAACAACAACAGCAACAGCAGCAGCAACAGCAACAGCAACAGCAGCAGCAGCAACAACCACAAUAUACUACUGCUACAGCCUUAUUGCCGUUGAAGCAGGAGCCUGAGAUGAGUAUUCCUUUACAGCAUAUGCCAUGUGAGCCUUUUUUUUAG
This is a messenger RNA of Enterobius vermicularis (human pinworm), 888 nucleotides long. The record is from the annotation of a GenBank genome assembly. Lineage: Eukaryota; Metazoa; Nematoda; Chromadorea; Rhabditida; Oxyuridae.